UAAAUGGGUUGAAUGUUCUAAAAAAAGACGUCGAACUAGAUUACAAUCUCUAGUUGAGGAUCUUAUCUUCAUCUACUUCUUACUCAUGGCUCCUCUUAUAUAAUGACAAUUGCAUAACGUACUAAUUAACUAAACCUCAGAGCAAAAGAAGAACAAGAAACUCUAAUGGCGGAUAAGGAAUAUGAGAGGACUUUAGAGGAGACCUCUACGUGGACAGUCGCUGUGGUUUGCUUCGUCUUAAUACUCAUUUCGCUUUUUAUCGAACACUUGAUUCACAAAAUUGGAUCCUGGCUCAAAAAGAAGCACAAGGGGAAUCUUUAUGAAGCCCUUGAAAAAGUUAAAGCAGAGCUUAUGCUGUUGGGAUUCAUAUCACUACUCUUAACAGUCGCACAAACACCAAUCUCAAGUUUCUGCAUUCCCAAGAGUGUUGCAUCAUCAAUGCGCCCUUGCAGCGCCGCAGAAAUAGCUAAAAAGGAAUUAGAUAAAAAAGAAGCCGAUAAACAAAAAUCCACCGGAAAACUUCUCCUUGAGUUAGCUGAAUCUUACAUCCCUAGAAGAAGUUUAGCCACCAAAGGUUACAACGAAUGCCCAAAGGGGAAAGUGCCUUUUGUAUCUGCUUACGGAAUCCACCAGCUGCACAUAUUCAUUUUCGUGCUCGCGGUGGUUCAUGUUAUUUACUGCAUUGUUACUUAUGCUUUGGGAAAGACCAAGAUGAGGAAGUGGGAGAAGUGGGAGGAAGAGACAAAGACAAUAGAAUAUCAAUACUCCAACGAUCCUGGGAGGUUCAGGUUUGCGAGGGACACAACUUUCGGACGAAGACAUCUCAAUGCCUGGAGCAAGACGAGUGUUACGCUCUGGACUGUUUGUUUUUUCAGACAGUUCUUUGGAUCUGUCACCAAAGUUGAUUACUUAACUUUGCGGCAUGGUUUCAUCACGGCGCGAUUUGCUCCUGGGAGCGGGAGCGAAAAAAUGCCAUAUGAUUUUCGCAACUAUAUUCAGAGAUCAUUAGAAAAAGACUUUAAAACUGUUGUCGAGAUCAGCCCCGUCAUCUGGUUUGUAACUGUGCUAUUCCUCUUGACCAACUUAGAUGGACUACAUUCUUACCUCUGGUUACCAUUCAUUCCUCUGAUUGUGGUUCUAAUAGUUGGAACAAAGCUUCAAGUGAUUAUAACCAAAUUGGGUCUAAGAAUCCAAGAGAAAGGCGAUGUGGUAAGAGGCGCCCCUCUGGUUAAGCCUGGUGAUGAUCUCUUCUGGUUUGACAAACCUAGCUUCAUGAUUUUCCUUAUCCAUUUGGUUCUUUUCACGAAUGCAUUUCAACUUGCUUUCUUUGCAUGGAGUUCGUAUGAAUUUGGUAUCAGUAAUUGUUUCCAUAAAGAGCCUCAAGAUAUUACCAUUAGAAUUGUAGUUGGACUUGUUGUACAGAUACUUUGCAGCUAUGUGACUCUUCCACUCUAUGCUCUUGUCACUCAGAUGGGUACUACGAUGAAGCCAACGGUAUUCAACGGAAGAGUAUCCAAGAUGCUAAAGAAGUGGCAUCACAAAGCACAGGAGGAGACACAACACGGAAGACGCUCUGAAUCGAACACACCUUACCCUAGCCGUCCAACUACACCAACUCAUGGCUCAUCUCCCAUCCAUCUUCUUCACAAUUACAACGACCGAAGCAUUGAAAGUUUUCCUAAUCCUCCUUCUCCUAAUCAUCAUGACCACUACCAGUUUUAUGAUCCUGAGUCCCAACACAAAGCAGCUGAAUCUUCCACACAUCAUUCUACUGCACAUGGAAGUGCAUCCAUGGAACUUCCUCCUCUACGACCAGCAAACGCUUAAAUAUAUAUGUUACAUUAAAAUUGUUAUGUUGUGCAAUUGUUAUAUUACAAUAAGCACUUUUACAUUACUACAUGUAUCAUGUAUGAGACCCUUAACCAUCUAUAAAGAUGGAUGAUGUAUUAUCUGUCCACCCUUAUAAGGAUUUCUCGAAUUUAAAGAUA
This is a messenger RNA of Brassica napus (rape), 1988 nucleotides long. RefSeq names its product MLO-like protein 2. The transcript has 14 exons. Gene Ontology annotation, biological process: defense response. Bases 166 to 1827 code for a protein of 553 amino acids. Lineage: Eukaryota; Viridiplantae; Streptophyta; Magnoliopsida; Brassicales; Brassicaceae. The record is from RefSeq and is a predicted model, not a curated record. Gene Ontology annotation, cellular component: membrane.